Molecule: messenger RNA, 267 nt
Organism: Letharia columbiana
Lineage: Eukaryota; Fungi; Ascomycota; Lecanoromycetes; Lecanorales; Parmeliaceae
Exons: 3
Coding region: 1-267 (88 amino acids)
Source: RefSeq, a predicted model, not a curated record
AUGGGCAACUCGGGCCACGGCAAAGAGAAGAGCAAAGUAGCUAGGGGACCAGGGGACGACACUCAAGCAAGGGAGAGCCAGCAUGAGACCGCUUCAUUGAAGCAAGACUCGCCGACCAAUCGCGCAGACUCUGGCACUAGAAAGAACGAGCACUACAAUUCCGUCGAAAUCUAUGACAAGAUGUCAAGGUGGUUGGAGGGAAACCCUCAGGAAGAGCCGUGGAGUGCCGUUAGCUCCUUUUCGAGAGGUCACCCGGGGAACGGAUAG